AUGCCGCAUUCUCCCUGCGAGGGGCAUGGCGGCUUUGAAUUCGAUUUAUGCAAGCUGAAGCUGGGCACAGGGGGCAGCGGGACGGUGUUCCUCGCGCAACACCGCCACACGCGCGAGCUCGUGGCGGUAAAGCGGGUGUUUGCAAAAAAAACAGCGGCAUCGGCAGCGACCCCCCUGAGGCAUUCGCGCCGCUCGCUUCUUUUCACAGGCCACUCAGCGACACGGGCAGCGAGAGGGGUGGCCCUCACCCCCGACAGCGCCGGGGAUGCAAUCAGCCAGCAGCGAGGGACGGGUUGCCGCGGUACUGGCAACAACGAAGAAGAGGAGGAGGAGGAGGAGGCGGACGAAGGGGUAGAAGAAGAGGAUGAAGAGGAGGGGGAUAUGGAAGAAAAGGAUGAGGAGGAAGAAAAUAUGACAGGUGGGACAAGCUAUCCCACGUCUGCGGAACAGCAGCAAUCCUCUCGUACAGCACACAUGCCGUGCGAGAGCACCAUUCUGCAGUACCUCGGUCCACACCCCCACAUUGUGAGGUUCCUUGGGAGCUGCACCACCUCCUGUAGGGUCACGUUCUUCGCGAUGGAGUUGAUGGAUAGCGACCUUGGUAGAGAGCUCCGCGCUGCAAACACCGCAUUCAUGAGUGAAGACGUUGCGCGUCCGCUCUUGUAUGCUGUGGUUGCGGCCAUCGCUCACCUUCAUAAGCGCGGUAUCGCGCAUCGGGAUAUCAAACCAAGCAACAUUCUCCUCAAGCGCGCUGACGCAGAAGGGGUGGAAUGCGGUGGCAGCAACAGCAGAGUUGGUGUCGUGUCCAAGGAGGAACGAAUCAAAGCGGCGCUUGGCGACUUCAGUGCGGCGCACUUCAUGCAUGAAAGCGCGAAGGUUGGAAAUGCACGCGGCACGCUUUAUUACAAGGCCCCAGAGCAGUUCAUAGGCCGCGCAGAGAAUUAUUUUGCGUGUGAUAUGUGGGCUCUUGGCUGUACAAUGUUUGAGUUUAGCACAGGCUCCAUUGCCUUCUGUGGGUCGACUGACCUUCAGGUUCUUCACCAGAUUCACGCCAAACUCGGCACAGACUUUAGGAGCUACCCACACAAAACCCAUGAGGCGACGCUGUUUGAUAGUCUUUGUGUGCCAUCGCCGUUGUUUCUGGAUUUGUUAAAAGGUUUUCUUGCCCUUGAUCCACGCGAACGCCUAACCGCUAACGAGGCACUGAGCCACGCAUUCUUUGACCCAUUACGGCACAAACAGGGUGCGUAUAACGAUGGUGUGGAGGAGACGUUCCCUGUGCGCCUUCGAUGCUGCAGGGCUGUAGAUCCCGCGCAACUCACAUUCCGCUCGGUCAUAAAAACACCCACCAAGCGGUCAAGAGUACAGGUAGUGGGCAGCACUUCACACACCAAGCAUACAGCAAACCAUUUGGAUGGGAGUCUUUCUUGCUCCUGUCAACACUGCAGCAUGUGGUCUUCGUUCAUUAGCGCGAGCCCAAGCCCUAGUGUAUACUCCAACCGUAUGCGUUCUCAACAGGAGAGUGUUGACGCGUCACGGCGGCGUUCACUUCAAAGUGGCGGACCAGACACCUCCAAGGCGGCAAGGCGUCUCUCGAUCUCCUCCUGCGCCCUAGGUGCAGGCAGCGUGUCUGCGCAGGGGAGGGACGAAAACUCAAGGGCUAUUGGACAAUUUAUUUCACCCGUGGCAUUGCGCUUUAGUCCUGCAACCUCUGUAAAGCGGCCGAGUGGACCCGCUGUACCACCAACUCAGUGUAGGGUACCGCGGUUAACUCCACUCUCUAACGUCACGCUUGGGAAUGCGCGGACGAAUAUGCUGUUUGAAAGGGCCAUGGCUGGCGGCGGUUGCGCACAAGGAGGAGCACGCGUACUCUUCGAAGAUGAUGCUUACUCCUUACGGUACGACGCUGACUCUCCAAGUGUGCGAAAGAUGCUCUUUGAGUCACCGCAGCGAACUCUUUCUAGUUGUUUGAAUGAAAGUCACGAAAAGGUGGACGAAAGCGUUUCAGUAGACGGCCCCGAAGCAUCCAUGCGGCGUUGUUCAGAGGUAUACAACUCCCCGCAGCUGCUGUUGAAGACGCCUGAGCCAUGUCCGCCGCCCUUUGAGCUGUUGCGUAACGUUCCAGCACAACACAGCGCGCCUCUUAGGCAUAUCAACACGGGGCGCCCUCCCCGCUUCGAUGACAUAGACAGAAUACCACGAGCACCUGCCCGGAAUGAGGAGGCGUUGACAAUGAGAAGUGCACAGCUAACUGAGGGCAACACUCCCUUGUCGACGAAGCCGAUAUUGAAGAAAGCACCGCCUUUCCCUCCGCUCCACAUGGGGAUAUGA
Trypanosoma grayi is the source of this 2331-nucleotide messenger RNA. RefSeq names its product putative protein kinase. The record is from RefSeq and is a predicted model, not a curated record. NCBI's taxonomy places the organism in Eukaryota, Euglenozoa, Kinetoplastea, Trypanosomatida, Trypanosomatidae. Gene Ontology annotation, molecular function: ATP binding; protein serine/threonine kinase activity. The transcript has a single exon. Gene Ontology annotation, biological process: peptidyl-serine phosphorylation; protein autophosphorylation; autophagy. Bases 1 to 2331 code for a protein of 776 amino acids. Gene Ontology annotation, cellular component: cytoplasm; autophagosome.